Molecule: messenger RNA, 3664 nt
Organism: Phycodurus eques (leafy seadragon)
Lineage: Eukaryota; Metazoa; Chordata; Actinopteri; Syngnathiformes; Syngnathidae
Gene: pithd1
Product: PITH (C-terminal proteasome-interacting domain of thioredoxin-like) domain containing 1
Exons: 14
Coding region: 1021-2253 (410 amino acids)
Biological process (GO): protein depalmitoylation
Cellular component (GO): nucleus; cytoplasm
Molecular function (GO): palmitoyl-(protein) hydrolase activity; carboxylic ester hydrolase activity
Source: RefSeq, a predicted model, not a curated record
AGAUUUCAUAUACAAUUACAAGUAGUUUAUUUUCUGAAACAAAUAUAAUAAAUUAUAAAGGACAAAUGAACAAUUUUAUAGAACACAUUUUUUAAACCUAAAUCUACAAAUGACCUAGCCCAUGUGUGUGUUUGCCCCCCCAAACCUCCCGAUUGAAAUAAGGCCCUCUUGGGAUUGUGCAAUCUCCUGACCUUUCCUUAACCUUUGUUGGAUCAAGUCACGGGGUCAAGGAGACACGAGAAGGGGCCUCCUUUCACUCUCCGAAAUCAAUGCGGCCCCAUGACAACCAUUGAGUCAAAGUUUAUGUUCACAUUGCUAUUUUUCACAAGGACUGUAUCCUUUAUGCACAUUUGUUUAUGUAUACUAUUAUAUGACUAUUUCUUUGAUUAUGAUAAAAGUUGUAUUUGAUUGUUUUUCGUCUCUCGCGUGACACUAGUGUGUUGCUUGAAAUACUGCUGCUGCACUGAAGGAUUGUGACUAAUACAUUUGCUUUCCUAUCGUAAAGGUUGCUCAGCAGUUCUUCCCGAAACAUCUCGUCGAAGUUCAACGAGGCACCUCGAAGUACUUUCGGUUCAUCUCGCUCGGAUAGGAUCGGAAACUAUAGACAAAACCUGACCUUUAUUUUGAAAGUAUCAACCGUGGGAGGGGCCGGACAUGAUGGCGAGUAAACAAAUAUUAGGAGUAAAUGUGGAUAUUGGUACAGUAUGUGUGUGUGAAUGAGGGCAGUUUCUUGUUGGGGGGGAUUAAGAAAGGAAGCCAACAGGCUGAGCCACACUCCGGAACAGAAGGUGGCGCUGCAAGUGCACCAAUUAGCGCGAUGCACCCGCCGUAAAAAAACAAGCAGGCGACACAAUCAAGCCGGAAGUAAAUACCAAUCUCGCGUUGUUUGGAAGUCGCGUGUUUCGCACGAAAGUGAAACUCGUUGACGUUUUGGCUCCUUCACAUCGGCUCCGUCCCUCCGUCCCUCGCUGGCUCCUUCGCGGACGCUCGGUACGCAAAGGCUCCGUGUCUGUCGCCUCCAUGUCCGGCCACCACCACCGCGGCUGCGGCUGCGAUUGCGAGGCCGCCCACGAACCCGCCGAGAGGGGCUUCGAGUACGGACUGUACCGGCGCAUCGACACCGACAAGCUGCAGUGCCUGAACGAGAGCCGGGACGGCGACGGCAGGCUGGUGUUCAAGCCGUGGGACCAGCGGCACGACCGCGACAAGUUUGUGGAGAGUGACGCCGACGAAGAGCUGCUGUUUAAUAUCCCGUUUACAGGCAGCGUCAAGCUGAAAGGCGUCAUCGUCUCCGGAGAGGACGACGACUCGCACCCGGCAGAGAUACGAUUGUACAAGAACAUCCCUCAGAUGUCCUUCGACGACACGGGUCGAGAACCGGAACAAGCUUUCCGACUCAACAGAGACCCCGACGCUCAGCUGGAGUACCCGACCAAGAUCGCCCGUUUCUCCAACGUCUGGCACCUCUCCAUCCACAUGUCCAAGAACUUCGGCGCCGAGAGCACGCGGGUCUACUACAUCGGCCUCCGAGGAGAAUACUCUGAGACGUUCUCACGGUGUAUGUGUGGCAACAACAUGUCUGUGCCGCUGCUCGCCGAGGCCGUGACGGUGUCCGGGAACGAGAAGGAGACCGCGGCGGUGAUUUUUCUUCAUGGAUUGGGAGACUCGGGGCACGGGUGGGCCGACACCUUGACGGGGAUCCGACUGCCUCACGUCAAGUUCAUCUGCCCCCACGCGCCCAGGAUGCCCGUCACCCUCAACAUGAGCGUCAUGAUGCCCGCCUGGUUCGACCUCAUGGGCCUCAGCCCCGAAACCCCCGAGGACGAAUCCGGGAUCAAAAAGGCGGCCGACAACAUCAAGGCCAUCAUCGAACAUGAGGCCAAAAACGGCAUCCCACCCAACCGCAUCAUGCUGGGCGGCUUCUCUCAGGGCGGGGCCUUGUCCUUGUACACCGCCUUGACCUGUCAGCACCAGUUAGCCGGCGUGGUGGCCCUCAGCUGCUGGCUGCCGCUUCACAAGAGUUUCCCUUUGGCGUCGAGCGGCAACAAGAACCUGCCCAUCCUGCAGUGCCACGGCGAGAAGGACGAAAUGAUCCCCGUGCAGUUCGGCGCCAUGACGGCGGAGAAGCUCAAAUACAUCGUCAACCCGCAGAUGAUCACUUUCAAAACCUACCCCGGGGUCCCUCACUCGUCCUGCACUCAGGAGAUGCUGUUAGUGAAGGAGUUCAUCGAAAAGCACUUGCCUCGGAUCUGACCUGACCUCGUCCUGACUGUGACUCCCCCUCGCCCCCACUCGUCACACUGACCGCUUCGCCCCAAAACCUCGAUUUGUCGUUCCCCAAACAGGAAACAGCCAUGAGUGUCCAUCCUUCCUUCCUUCCUUCCAUCCAUCCAUCCAUCCAUCCUUCCACACGCACACACGCAAAUUGGAUUUCUUAAAAACAAACAAAACAUAACAAACUGCUCAUCCUUUAAUUGGUAGCCUCUGGAGGGAGAAAGUCGGCCCCACACGGAACAUACCUGUUGGUUAUCUUUGUCAUUUUAAUCACCUUCAUGUGUCCUGUUGCAACCCUUUCCCCUUUUUGUGUUGCUGUCCAUUUGUCCCUCACCGAUCCACCUCAUUCGCCCCCAUUCCAAGCAUUUUUUUUUUUUUUUGGGGAAGGUUAGGGGUUUUUGUUUGUACCUCCAAAACACAAGAAAAGUAGAAAAUGUUUAUUAUUGCUCAUGAACUAGAUCUCCCUCCUUUGGCAGCUUGCAGUCUAACCCAUUGGUCAAACUCAAAAGGUCUGACUUGCGUAAAACUUUCCAAAAAUGGCAAUACACUGGGAGGGCUCUGGUAAGAAACAUAACUGAAGAGUGAUUUCACAAAUUAAAGAAAAGAAAGUGAACCUUGAACAACAAAGCGUUGCUCCGAGGAGUCACGUGCGUAAAAUGAAUCUCCGUCUGUCAGGUGUUUUGUGUGUUUUGGUUUUGUUUUUCCCCCCUCGUUUCUGUGCAUGUUGUUUUUGCUCAUGUUCUUGUGUUGGCACUCGUUUGGAAAAGGAGGAAAGACAUCCGCUUUGAUUGUUCUUGACAAAUCAAUGAAUGUCUCAGUAGCGUCACAUGUUAACGGUUGCUUUUUGUCCUCUGCGGCUGCUGCUUCACUUCUGUUUUUUUUAAUUAUUCCAAUGUGUGACAAUGUCGCAGAUCGUCAUGUGGUUUCGCCUGGGUUUAAGUUUUUACAUAUGUUUUUGUGUGUGUGUUUUGCCACUGUUGUCAUCUCAUCCUUUUGAUUGUGUUCUGUUUAUAAUGAUGACCAUUCAGUAAUGUGAGACUGUCGGUCUCCGUUUGUUUCCUAAGCACCUGUAUGCCGAAUAAAUGAUAUGAAAAACAGGACUGGUAAGUGUGAAUUUGCGGUUUUGUUUUCCGAGGAUUCUCAUUUGGGUCGCGUGUGAUUUUUGAAUCGGGGCGCUGUACGCUUUGCACUGGUCGCCACCCUGGCGAAAUUUGAACCUUCAAUUAACCUCAUGUGCACAUUCUUGAAAUGUGGGAGGAUGCCAGAUGACCUGGAGAAAAUCAUACAGGAGGGCCCAGGGUGAGAUUUGAACCUACGGGGCCUCGUGCUGCUGCAAGUAAUCCACUAUUUAAGCGAUUCUUAAAGUUUGAAACGGUACCACUUGAGCCUU